Messenger RNA from Macadamia integrifolia, 1870 nucleotides. RefSeq names its product transcription factor MYB17. Bases 583 to 1587 code for a protein of 334 amino acids. The transcript has 4 exons. The record is from RefSeq and is a predicted model, not a curated record. Lineage: Eukaryota; Viridiplantae; Streptophyta; Magnoliopsida; Proteales; Proteaceae.
ACAACUGAAGGAGCCAAAAGCCCCAGCCAAGUUGAAAAGAAGUAAUAAAUCAUCGUUCUUUCUUACGAAUGAGAGAGAGAGAGAGAGAGAGAGAGAGAGAAGUUUUUAUGGUGGAUUAUGAAUGUGAAUUAGGAAGAAUAGAAUAUGUAGAACUCCGUCGCACUUCGUGUUCAGCAUUUAUCGUUCUCUUCAGUCUCAUUCUUAACUUUCCCCUAAAGUUUCGCUUUUAAUGAGAGUACUUCAGCUUCAUGUCUCUGCAAAUUCAGUAUGAAAGCCUUUGUCUUCACUUUCAUUUAGUCUUUAACCUUUGUUUCCAUGCGCUUCUUCUCGACUGUGCUACAAGUUUCAAUUUUCUUUCUCUCUCUCUCUCUCUCUACUUUUCUGUUCUUAUUUUAUCCAUUUUCUGAAUUAAAUCUCUUCGUCUCAUAAGAGGCAGCAUUUAAUGAGAAUCGUCUUCAAAAUCGCCGGUCCUUCUCAGUUUCUGCUUUUUCAUACUUCGAUUUCCGUAGAUAAGAUCGAUGCAUUUAAAGCCCUGAGAUUCUACUGAUUCAUCAAUUAAUCGGGUUUCUGAAGAAGAAGAAGAUGGGAAGAGCUCCUUGCUGUGAUAAGCAAGGACUGAAGAAAGGACCUUGGACUCCCGAAGAAGACGAGAUCCUCGUUGAAUACAUCAAGACCAACGGACAUGGAAGCUGGAGAUCUCUUCCUAAGCUCGCAGGUCUACUUCGUUGUGGGAAGAGCUGUCGACUUCGAUGGACGAAUUAUCUGAGACCAGAUAUUAAGCGUGGUCCUUUCACGCUUGAAGAAGAGAAGACUAUCAUCCAGUUGCAUGGCAUGCUUGGAAACAGAUGGGCUGCCAUAGCUUCUCAAUUGCCAGGAAGAACGGACAAUGAGAUCAAGAACUUCUGGAAUACACACUUGAAGAAGCGUCUCGUCUGUAUGGGACUGGACCCACAGACCCACUGCAAGAGCUCUACUGGGUCCAUUGCCAAGUCAUCGGCUUCCCCAUCAACACGCCACAUGGCACAGUGGGAAAGUGCCAGGCUGGAAGCGGAGGCCCGUCUGUCCAAGGAAUCCUUCGUCCCAUCAUCAUCAUCAUUAUCAUCGUCCUCGUCGUCCAACCCCAAGAAUCAAGACUCUGACUACUUUCUCCGUAUCUGGAACUCCAAUAUUGGAGAGUCUUUUCGAAGGUCAAGCAAGCGAGAAGAGGCGAUGGUGGUGGCAAGUCAGAGCUCCCCCCUCUCUCAGACAUCUACGUCAAUAAAAUGUGGGUCAGGGGUGACAACAGAAGUGGCCGUGGCAGAUCCACCGGAGGAAGUGGAGUGCAAGAGUUGCAGCAGAUCAGCUGGUGGUGGGGAUGGCGUCGUGGUAGGAGGAGGCGGAGGAGGAGGGUCCUCGGAAGCGUCGAGCUCUAAUGAAGUGGAGGUAGCUGCUGAUGAAAUGGAAGAUUUGUCAGAGGAGACAUCUUUGCGACUGCUGCUGGAUUUCCCAGAUCCAGGGAGUGAUGAAAUGGGGUUCUUCCAGGGACAGAUGAUGAUGAGUAAUAUUUCCCUCUUCCCGACCUUGUUGAACGAAACCUCGUCUUAUUGAGAAAACUUUUGUUUUUGGUUUGCAGGGUGCGUGUUUCAGGGUUUUUGUUUUCUUUUAUUUAUUUUAGUUUUUCCAGGGAUGUUAGGAUGCAAAGACAUGUUCCUUUUUGUGUGGGUCUUUUUUGCCUCUUGGGUUGGGUUUUUUCUGGUUUCUCUGUUACUCUCUCGACCAGUCAGUCUCAUUGAGUUCAAAUGUUUUCAACUAUAUAUAUAUAUAUAUUACAUAGUAGUGUACGUUGAUGGUGUAUGUGAGAUAUUCAAUACAUGCAUUUGAUUUUGGCCAA